Molecule: messenger RNA, 758 nt
Organism: Musca domestica (house fly)
Lineage: Eukaryota; Metazoa; Arthropoda; Insecta; Diptera; Muscidae
Product: larval cuticle protein A3A-like
Exons: 2
Coding region: 60-695 (211 amino acids)
Cellular component (GO): extracellular matrix
Source: RefSeq, a predicted model, not a curated record
AUCCAUCUUUGGUAUUUAGAGCAUAUCAAAAAAAAAAAACAGGCCCAAAUUUUAUUAAAAUGGCAUUCAAAUUCGUCACUUUGUUCGCUGCUCUCGUAGCUGUUGCCAGCGCCGGUGUUCUGCCAGCUGCUCCCUUGGCCGCCGUCGCCAAAGUUGAGGAAUACGAUCCCCAUCCCCAAUACUCUUAUGGUUAUGAUGUUAAGGAUGCCCUCUCCGGUGACUCCAAGACCGCCGUUGAGACCCGUGAUGGCGGUUUCGUCCAAGGUCAAUACUCUUUGAAUGAUGCUGAUGGUUACAGACGCAUUGUCGACUACACCUCUGACCCCGUCAACGGUUUCAACGCUGUUGUCCGUCGUGAACCUUUGGUAGCUGCCGUUGCUGCCGCCCCCGUCGUUAAGGCUGCCGUAGCUGCUCCCGUUGUUGCUGCCCCUGCUCCAGUUGUUAAGGCCGUCGUUGCUGCUCCCUUCACCUAUGCCGCUGCCGCCCCUGUCGUUAAGGCUGCCUACACUGCCGCUCCAUUUGCCUAUGCCGCCCCAGCUGCUUAUGCUGCUGCCCCAGUAGUCAAGGCUGUUGCCCCAGCUACCUUCGGCUAUGCUGCCCCCGUUGUUAAAGCUGCCGUCCCUGCUCCCAUUGUUGCUGGCCCAGCUGUCGUAAAAACUAGCUUCGCAUCUCCCCUUAUCUCUUAUGCUUAUUAGAUAAAAACGGAUCGACUGUGAUUGUUAGUUGUUAUAGCUGAAUAAAGAUAUGCCAUGAUUUUA